Messenger RNA from Nestor notabilis (Kea), 1341 nucleotides. RefSeq names its product solute carrier family 19 (folate transporter), member 1 (gene SLC19A1). The record is from RefSeq and is a predicted model, not a curated record. Gene Ontology annotation, cellular component: apical plasma membrane; basolateral plasma membrane; plasma membrane. NCBI's taxonomy places the organism in Eukaryota, Metazoa, Chordata, Aves, Psittaciformes, Psittacidae. The coding region runs from base 1 to 1341 and encodes 446 amino acids. Gene Ontology annotation, molecular function: folate:monoatomic anion antiporter activity; folic acid binding. The transcript has 7 exons. Gene Ontology annotation, biological process: folate transmembrane transport.
AUGCCCGGGAAGGAUGAGGAUGCCAAAAAGCCGGCGUCGGAGGCAGCGCCGGACCGGCAUUGGAAGCUACAAGUCUUCUGCCUCUGCUUCUACGGCUUCAUGACGCAGAUCCGGCCUGGGGAGAGCUUCAUCACCCCCUAUCUCUUGGGGCCUGACAAGAACUUCACACAGGCAGAGGUGACCAACGUGAUCACACCGGUACUCACCUACUCCUACAUGGCCGUGCUGGUGCCCGUCUUCCUCCUGACGGACUACUUACGCUACAAGCCGGUGCUGGUGCUGCAGAGCCUGAGCCACAUCUCCAUCUGGCUGCUGUUGGUGUUGGGCACCUCUGUGCUGGCCAUGCAGCUGAUGGAGUUCUUCUACGGCAUCACCAUGGCUGCCCGCAUCGCCUACUCCUCCUACAUCUUCUCCCUCGUCGCUCCAUCCCGCUACCAGCGUAUGGCCAGCUAUUCCCGCUCCGCCGUCCUCCUGGGGGUCUUCACCAGCUCGGUGCUGGGCCAGCUCUGCAUCACCUUGGGUCAUGUCUCCUUCCUCACCCUCAACUACGUCUCCCUGGGCUUCAGGGCAGGGGGGGACGGCGGCAGGGGGACACGGGGCUGGAGGGAGGCGACACUGUGCCGGAUGCUGCGGGAGGUGGGAGCGUUGGCCAAGCAACCCCAGCUUCGGCUCUGGUCCUUGUGGUGGAUCUUCAACUCGGCUGGUUACUACCUGAUGCUGUACUACGUGCAGAUCCUCUGGAAUGAGAUCUGCCCCACCACGGACAACCGCUGCGUGUACAACGGAGGGGUGGACGCUGCCUCCACGCUGCUGGGGGCUCUUGCCUCCUUCGCUGCUGGCUAUGUGAAGAUCCGCUGGACGCUGUGGUCAGAGCUGGUGAUUGGGGUGGUGACGGCAUUCCAAGCGGGAUUACUCCUUCUCAUGAACACCACCAGCAACAUCUGGCUGUGCUACGCUGCCUACGUCCUCUUCCGCGGCUCCUACCAGUUCCUCGUGCCCAUCGCCAUUUUCCAGAUUGCUACCUCCCUUUCCAAAGAGCUCUGCGCGCUGGUCUUCGGGGUCAACACCUUCUUUGCCACUGUACUGAAGACCAUCAUCACCAUCAUUGUGGCUGACAAGAGGGGCUUGGGCUUGUCCGUGCAUCCCCAGUUCUAUGUGUAUUUCAGCUACUUCACGCUGCUGGCAGUGACCUACCUGCUGGCGGCCGUUGGUGUGGGCAUCCGGUACAGCCGCCACAAGCAGCCAGGAGAGCUGGCUUUGGCCAAGGAACCAUGCCAGGUCCCCGCAGAGGUGCCACCAGCACAGGAGCAGAGGCUGGAUGCUGGCACCGUGCGAGCUUAA